Messenger RNA from Strongylocentrotus purpuratus (purple sea urchin), 3070 nucleotides. It is a transcript of the gene ngly1, whose product is annotated as peptide-N(4)-(N-acetyl-beta-glucosaminyl)asparagine amidase. NCBI's taxonomy places the organism in Eukaryota, Metazoa, Echinodermata, Echinoidea, Camarodonta, Strongylocentrotidae. Gene Ontology annotation, biological process: protein deglycosylation; protein quality control for misfolded or incompletely synthesized proteins; glycoprotein catabolic process. Gene Ontology annotation, molecular function: peptide-N4-(N-acetyl-beta-glucosaminyl)asparagine amidase activity. The record is from RefSeq and is a predicted model, not a curated record. The coding region runs from base 36 to 1877 and encodes 613 amino acids. The transcript is spliced from 12 exons. Gene Ontology annotation, cellular component: cytoplasm; cytosol; nucleus.
UGAAGGCGUUAUAAUUGUUUACAAAAAUUACAAGUAUGACGUCCGAAACCGAAGUCACUAAUGUUUUUCGGGAGCUCUCCGAGAAUGAACAGGGGACUUUUCUCGAUGCUUCAGAGCUGCUCCUUAAAUAUGUGAAUAAUGUGAUCAGGCAACCAGAUGUGACAAAGUACCGAUCCAUUCGUCUCGGAAACAAGACGUUUGAGAGGCGUGUCAUGCCUGUAUCUGGAGCAUUGGAAUGUCUUUUCACUGUAGGCUUUGAGGAGGAUGAUGAAAAUAUUACACUGAAGGAAACCUCUCCAUUAGAUGGAAUAAGAACCUUCCAGAGAUUGUUGGCUCAGGAAAGGCUUGUUCUGAUAUCCAACCAGAUUAAUAAUCUCAUAUUUGUUCAGGCUACAGAACAGAGCUUUUCUCAGAAGAUACACAACUCUGCUGAGCAUGUGAUGAUGUAUGAGGAUCCUCUUCUCCAGCAGAAAGCAAGGGAUAAGAUACCAUAUGACGACCUGAAGAUGAAGGCAGACCAGAGACUUCACCGCAUCUCUUCUGCAUCAUCAGAUGAUAAUGGAGGGAUCCUCCCUGAUCUCAGAGACUGUCUUCUCCUGGAGCUGAUGAAAUGGUUCAAGGAGCGGUUCUUCCGCUGGAUGAACUCUCCCAAUUGCAGCUCCUGCGGAGGAAAGACAAGAGGUGUGGGAAAUCUACCGCCGACAACGGAGGACCGUCGAUGGGGGGCAGGUCAGGUGGAGGGGUACACCUGUCAGACGUGCAAUACAAUGGAGAGAUUCCCAAGAUACAACCAUCCUGAAAAGUUGUUAGAGACCAGAACAGGGCGAUGUGGAGAGUGGGCCAACUGCUUUACUCUCUGCUGCCGAGCGCUGGGGUUUGAAGCUAGACAUGUUGUAGACUGGACAGAUCAUGUCUGGACUGAAGUGUACUCUAACUCUCAGAAGAGAUGGCUUCACACCGAUCCAUGUGAAAACUGCUGUGAUAAAGCCUUGCUAUAUGAACAUGGUUGGAACAAGAAGCUUUCAUACAUCAUUGCUUUCUCCUUUGAAGAGGUUGUUGAUGUGACAUGGAGAUAUACUGCAAAGGAGCAAGAAGUGAUUGGACGAAGGAAAGAAUGCAGAGAGAAAUGGCUGAUGGAAUCAAUUGCAAAACUCAACCGAAGGAGACAAGGAAACCAAACUGGAUCAAGGAGGAGAGAGCUUGAGGAGCGGUUUGGUCAUGAGCUGGUGGAGUUCCUCUCGCCUAAGAUGACACAAGAUGGAGAGAGCCAAGGAAGAUUGUCGGGUUCGGCCGCUUGGAGGGUGGCCAGGGGAGAGAGUGGUGCUGGAGCAUCGACAGGGAGUAGUCAGACAAAGUAUGUCUUUCGUCCAACAGAAUCUGAGAAACGUGAGAAGCUCCUCCAUGUGCGCUACAACACUGCCAGGGAUAAGUACAUCAGGAUAUCAGAUGGGAAUCAGGAGACAGAGGACUGGGAGAAGUGUGCGUUCACCAACAUUUGUAUGACCAGGAAACAUGAGAUGGAUUGGCAGAUGGUAUAUCUAGCCAGGGAGGAGUCCAUGGAUAGGGGCUGGAUAUCGUGGAAGUUUGAUCUGAGCGGAUCAGGUUUGGUGGUGGAUAAGGUCAAAGUUCGCGCCAGCAGCAAGAUCUACGAGAAUGCGGAGGUCGAGUGGAUGCUAGAGGGGGAUGGGAAUUCUACAAAUCUAGAUGGAUCAGAUGCCAUUAUUGAAGUAACAGACUUGGCUGGAUCCGUUCACAUCGAGCUGAAGGCAGAGCUGAGCGGAGGGUCGAUGUGGCAGCACACGCAGCUGUUCAGACAGGGAGAGGAUGCUAACAAUGAAUUCCCUCUCGAUGUAUGCCUCUACCUCAAAGAGGGUUGAACACCUUCAUGGCAGAUAUCAGAUAACUUGUAUUUGUUUUAUCGGCAAUAUAGAGUACUGGUCAGACAUAAAGCUACUUAUCCCUGAUUUUACUACUACUUUUAUUAUAAAACCAGAGUCACAAAUAUUUUUCAUGGUCCAGAUAUGUGAUUGUGAAGGUUUCAUGCUCUAAACUAAUUGAUUUGCAACUCAUAUUUUGGUAAUUUGCAAUGGUCUUUUACUGUGGAAACAACUGUGUUUGAACUUUCAUGUCCUGAAAGAUUUUUCAAUAUAAGGCUUUCAUACAUACAUGGUGAAUAUGGUAACAAAAAAUGAACGAGGAGUGUGAAUACUUUGAAGGCAAUGCAUAAAUUGUGUGCACCAUCUCCACUCUCUCUUUAUAAAUAGUUUUUCAAUGCACCAAACACAUUCGUGCAUGCCAGCCAAUAACAACAUUCUUUUCAUUCUCCCGACCCUCCCUGUAAUUUCACAUUACCGGUACCUUUUAAAUGUGUUCAAUGUCUGUCUUGAACAGUUGUAGUGGAUAGAUAAUCAAUCAUGGAAAAAUAAAAUUGGGGUCAGGUAUUAAUGAAUUUCUAUUGUAACAAAAGGAAAUUCAAAUCAUGCAAUGGAUGAAAGCUUUCUAAUUUUAUAAAAAGGAAAACGAGGUCCACAAUUUUGUGGAGGUGUAAUUAGUUACCGUUAUUUUGAUAUUCUGAGCAAAGGAGUGUUUGAGUGUAUGCAGAGAUGAAAAAGUAAAUAUUUUAAUUUGGAGAUCAGGGUUCUUAUGUUAAUUUUGCCUUCGUUAUUUACGUAAUUAGUAGCACAAAUCAGAUGAGAAAUUUAUCAUUUAAUUAACUAUUAUGUUUUAAUUACAUGAACGACAAAAAAUAUUCAAUGUAAUGCAUUGUCUGUUUCUAGUUCUGAACAAAUGGAUAUGCAGGCAAUGUUAGUCCUGCUGUAUUAGGUACAAUUCCUAGAACAAUUCUGUUGAAAUAGCCUUGGAUUAUUGUCUAAGAGUCCCUUAGAUUACAUUAUUAAAUUUCAAAGAAUUUGUGUCCGUCCUCAACAAUUUGCUCUCAAAACAUUCCAGAAAAAAAGGGAGAGCCGUUUGUUAUGCCUCCAUCGAAUGUAUGUUUAUAUUAGGCGAGUGAAAAGGUAAAUAAAGGGCGAGAGAAAGUAAGACGAGGGAAAGAGGAAGAGGGAGAGAGAGA